UGCACAUGCAGUUCUUGAUCAUUUGAUGGAUCUUGAGAAGGGCAAGAAGCCCUCAGAACAGGCUACAGCCUGCAAGAUUAUGCAGCUCAAGGAGAAGUUCAUCACCCUGCAGCCUGUACUGAGAGCAUCUGUGUUCUUGGCGACAGCAGUGGCAGCUGUGAUCAUGGGGCUGAAUAAGCAGUCCUACACUACAGUUGUUGCAAUUGUGGGCACCAAGCCAGUCACACAGACUUUCACUGCCCAGUUCAAAGACACUCCUGCAUUUGUGUUUUUUGUCAUUGCCAAUGCCAUUGUCAGUGGUUAUAACCUGGUGGUGAUGGUGAUGAGGCGCCUUAUGCAACGAAGGGCACAGAGUUUGAUUGUUCAUCUUCUUGACAUGGUGAUCCUGACUUUGUUGGCCACUGGUUCUGCCACAGCGGCGUCGAUGGCUCAGCUAGGAAAGAAUGGUAACUUGCACGCACGCUGGAACCCAAUAUGCGACAAAUUUGGUUCUUUCUGCAACCGUGGAGGAAUAGCACUCGUGUCAUCGUUCAUCGGCGUCGCACUCAUGCUGGCCCUGAAUUUACUGUCAGCUGCAUCCAACUCUUCCCGCUCCAACGUGUCAGGCCAAUGAGCUGUCCAUAUCUCAAGACAGCUCAUUCAUAACAAAAUUAACAAUGCACUAUUUCUGUCUUUGGAUUGUACUCAGGUUAGGGCAGAAGAACUGUAAGUCUAUUAUCUGAUCCAUGUGGGAGCUGGAUCACAGCCUUCAGUGUGCUAAAUUUGGCAUGCAACUGUUCCAUCUUGCUUGGCCUGAAAUGAGCAGGCCAAGAGUACAAACACAUCACUCAAAUUGGUUAUGGGGCUUUAGCUGGAUUGGUUCUUAUAGAUCUAGCUGUUAUAGUACAAAAUUCUACUACAUCCGUCCCUAUAUGUUUG
This is a messenger RNA of Oryza brachyantha (malo sina), 918 nucleotides long. Its product is annotated as CASP-like protein 1B2. The transcript is spliced from 3 exons. The record is from RefSeq and is a predicted model, not a curated record. NCBI's taxonomy places the organism in Eukaryota, Viridiplantae, Streptophyta, Magnoliopsida, Poales, Poaceae. Bases 26 to 613 code for a protein of 195 amino acids.